Messenger RNA from Caenorhabditis briggsae, 900 nucleotides. The record is from RefSeq and is a predicted model, not a curated record. Gene Ontology annotation, cellular component: Golgi membrane; endoplasmic reticulum membrane. Bases 1 to 900 code for a protein of 299 amino acids. Lineage: Eukaryota; Metazoa; Nematoda; Chromadorea; Rhabditida; Rhabditidae. Gene Ontology annotation, biological process: GPI anchor biosynthetic process. The transcript has 7 exons.
AUGACGGCUACAGUAGUUCCUCAGAUGACAACGACAAUGACAAUGACAUCGAUGGCCGAGAAGUCGAAACAGAAGAAAGAGCCGAUGAAGUCGCCGAUUGAGGAUACUGUAGAAAGGAUGCUCAAGAUUCGCUGGCUUGUUUGUCUUGGAGCGCUUCUCCCUGGAGCUGGAUGCUACUUUGUCGUCGCCUACACCUACGUCUUCCAAUUUGAAAAAGUCUCAAACUUCACUGAAUGUAAAGAAUGUCCCAAUUUGAACAUAACCUUACCUCCUGUCUCGUACUCGAUUGGCAUCUGGUCUCCUCAGAAAUACAUCUGGAUGAUGAUAAUGUUCAUCCAUCUACCUCCUCGACUUGCGUUCCUGACGCUUUACCGCCGUUUAUUCCUCAUCUCUGCUCCAAAAUCUCAAUGGUACUCUAGAAUCAACUACAUCUACAUGCUCACACUGUGGGCGGAGCCGUUCGGACUGAUUUUGGUUUCUGUUGUGGACAUUAAUGGAGGAUUUAUCCUCCAUGCCCUUGGAUUUGCCAUCUGGAUCAUUUGUUUCAACUUCAAUAUGCUCUUCAAUAUUUUACUCCAUCAUUUUGGAGGAUGUAGAGAUGUUCACGAUAGGAUGGAAACCACGUGGCGGAUAAAGUGUGUCAUCUUCCUCAUUGGAUACUUCUGUGCGAUUUCUACACCUAUCACUUAUCCAUAUUUCACGGCUCAUUGUUCUCCGUUUGCCUACAACCUAUUCUCCCUUGCUGAACUUAUCGAAGUUGGCUGCAACUCCAUCUUCUACGCAAUCGCCUACUUCGAAUUCCCAAAAACUCGAAUCAUAAUCGGAAUCAAAAGUGUUCAACGAAAUUUGGAUCAAUUGGGCAAAAUGGCUCCGGCUCUUCCACACAAAGAUGCCGUUUGA